Messenger RNA from Bufo bufo (common toad), 3783 nucleotides. Its product is annotated as zinc finger protein 287-like. The coding region runs from base 1304 to 2812 and encodes 502 amino acids. The transcript has 10 exons. The record is from RefSeq and is a predicted model, not a curated record. NCBI's taxonomy places the organism in Eukaryota, Metazoa, Chordata, Amphibia, Anura, Bufonidae.
GCGGAGCCUGUAGCUGAGCCGCAGCAGCAGGAGAACGGUGAGGAGAGCGGCUUGCGAUGCUGCUGGUCAUUGGCAUGUGUGAUAUGUGUCAUGUGUGAUGCUGUGCUCUCCACGUCACGUUCUAUGGCUGCCUGCCUUCCACCACAGUGUGUGCGGGAUACUCCCUACUGCUGCCCGGAUCCCCACCCCCGGGGUCUCCCCAAUUAUUGUAGCCCCCACAUCACUUCCUGUGCCUAGUGGUUAUUAAAGGGUGUUCUAGGGAGUUUAAAAAAAAUGUAGCUGGGGCUGGAAGCAGACCCUGUUCUCAAGCUAGGCCUAUCUAGACUAGGAAUUUGUGGACCGUCCGAAAAAAUAGGCCACUUUUUUCCCGUGUCCAUGAAAAGAAAUAGACGGUUCUGUGAUAUUUUUUUAGGCUGAUAGUACUUGAUUAGACUAAUUUGGUGGUAAUUCUCAUCAUUUUCCAGCUCACCGUUUAUCGGUAUAUUGAGCUAUAGAUAUGUAUCAUACUCAUAAUUUAUUAUGGUUUUCCUAUUUGUCAUCCAAAGUCGCUUCCUUCAAAACUUCGGAAUAAUACUGUACAGAAAUUCGUCUCCGUACAGUAUUAGAAUGUAUGGGCUCCGAGGAGCCGAAGUUAGUUAUUCACAAAGUCACACUUUACUUCGUAGAAUAAAUUCGGUAGUUGGCUUUAAAAGUGGAAAACCCCUUUAAAACUUGAAACCGAACUCCGCUUCGCCUCCCAGGUACUAGUCGGAACGGAAGCCAAGUUUGGUUUCAAGUUUUAAAGGGGUUUUCCAUUUUCAAAAUCAACUAGCAAAGUUAUUCGACGAAGCCCUGCGCCACUGUGUCAUGGCUGGUCACCAGGCUUCCUCUUAUAGUGGGCUCCCCAGUGUAUUGGUCCAGAAGAUGCUGUGUACUUAUUGUGGUUUCCCCAAUCAUAGGGCGAGGUCUGGCUGUUGGGAGCUCAUCAGUAUUUUGCACCCUCCUUUGUUUUUAUCGGGCACCGUAAACACUUUCUAGAUGUGGUUUCCAACCUGGAGCCUUCACAUUGCGCCUAUUGUCUCCGACUACUCAGCACCGAUGACCUAGUCCUAGAGCAGUUCUAUGCCCUCACCUCAGUAGGCUUGCAGUCUCUGUAGGGCCAGGCUGUGUACUCUGAAGCUCACGUGAACAUUGGGUUGGCAGCUAAAACUCCCAGGUCAGACUGGUGGGGAAGCACGUUGGCUAAUAUACUGUUUUGUGACUUCUGCAGUUGCUGGUCCAUUAUAACAUUACAAGUAGUAGAUCCUGUGGAUGUGUAACCUACAUGAGGACGCUGGAGAAUUGCGCGUGGUCACAACAGUCACAAGGAAGAAAUGCUAAGUCUCUGAAUAUGGACAAGGAACGGAGUUACGUGACUGAGCGAAUACUGAACCUCACCUUGGAGAUCAUCUACCUGCUGACUGGAGAGGAUUACGCUCCUGUAAGAAAGACUUGUAAUGAUGUCAAGGACAGCCUUCAGCCCUGUAUUCCAGGGAAGUUAAGCAGAACCAAGAGCACCAUCACUGAGCUUCCUAACCCCUCUCUGAUAAGGGAUGAGUUAAAGAAUGAUAAGAAGAUCCUAGACCUCACCAACAAGAUCAUUGAGCUGCUGACUGGAGAGGAUGAAUAUGGAAAAGGUGAACCGAUGACCAGUACUGAAGAAGACAACAUACAUGUAUGGGCUACACUGAAGUGCAAGGAGGAAGAAAUCCCUAUGGCUAUAUGUGCAGAUCAAUCCAAUCAAACAGACUCGCGAGACAAGAAUAUCUCUCAGGGAGAUGAAGCUCAAUGUAAAGAGGAGGAAAUCCCUACAGAUAUAAGUUCAGGCAAAUCGAAUAUCAGUCAUAUGCACCAAAGCAGUCAAGGACCAGUAGAUGUGACACAAAACAUGGUGGAUCUCCUAGUAGGACGCAGAGAGGAUUCCUCUGAGACAAAGAAUGCCCGCUUAAAUAUCGUGGUAAUUGAUGCUGGUGAAGACAAACUACGGUUUAAGGAAGAGGAGGAGGAAAUUCCAAUAGGUCCUAGAUCAGAUUGUUCUGAGAACAAAUUUCAAAAAGCUCCUAGGCCUCUUAAUUCAAAGGAGUGCACAGAGACGGAAGAUGAGGAGAGUGAUGACACGGACACGGAGACGGAGGAAGAUGAGGACGACAGUGUUAGUGGUCUGAAGAUUAUUGUUAAGUCAGAAGAAGUGGUGACCCAUGUGAAAAUUAAAGAAGAGGUUGCUUCAGCCAUCAUCCCAGAUGGUACGAAAGCCUGCCUCGAACAUCAGACAAGCAAACAAGACACGGCAGCGUCCACAGCAGACAAGAAAAUCUUCCCCUUCAACCGCAAAUUGGUGACUGCAGAAAAGCCGUUUUUUUGCGCCGACUGUGGGGGUUUCUUCAAGCACAAGUCCAGUCUGGUCCUGCACCGUAGAAUCCACUCUGGUGAAAAACCAUUUACAUGUUCACAUUGUGGGAAAGAAUUUAUACAGAAGGCGAAUUAUAUUCGACACCAGAGACUUCACACAGGCGAGAAGCCAUAUAAAUGUACUGAGUGCGGGAAGCUGUACGCACAGAAACAAAGCCUCAUCUUGCAUCAAAAGUUUCAUGCUGAAAAUGAACCUUUCUCAUGCCCUGAAUGUGGGGAAAACUUUAUUCGUCAAUCUCAUCUGGUCAAUCAUAGGAAAACACACAAAGGUUUGAAGCGUUAUUCGUGCCCAGACUGCGGAGAUUUCUUCAUGUUGAGGUCCAGCCUGGUCAUUCAUCAGAGGGUUCACAGUGCUGAAAAGCCGCUUACUAGCUCAGUUGAUUAAAAGAUUAGAAUAUCUCCGGACAUGUGAAAAACAUACUGUUUGCUGCACUAUAUACUGUAUAUUAAAGGAGCUUGUCUUGUAAGAUGAGCCAUUCCCAUUAAACAGAGCACAAAAGAAGUGAUUGGGGGCCUUAUAGACUUAAUACCCUUCGUGGCAAGACUCAAGUAUUUUCUUUUUGAUACGUUGAGUCGUGAUAUGGGGACAUAUGAGAUCUUAUAGAGCUGCAGUCUGGAUGUGGGGUCCCCUGAUGGCUUGGCCCCAUCUGACACUUCAAUUGUGCUCCUCAGUUUGUAAAUUUUGCCUGGCUUUUGGGAGCCAACUGGUUCAUCAUCUUGGGAAAUCAUGGUUGCUGGGGUUUUCCAACCAGUAACCCACAUGCAUAGGAAAGUUUGCCAUCCAGACAAUGCUAAAACGAAGGAGGUCUGGUACUCUCCCAAAUUGCGUCUCACGAGAAAUACCAGCCAAGGACUCCUGGGACCCCCACCGAUCAGCUGUUUGAAAGGGCUGCAGCCUGUUCACAGUACAUCAAGCACAUCGCCAUAUAUUGUAUAGCAGCUGUACUUGGUAUUGCAGUCCUGGCUCAUCCACUUGAAUGGGACUGAGCUGCACAUAGGACAUGUGACCAAUGAACAUAAUGUUUCUGGCCUAGGAAGAAUUUGUGCCGCUCACUGGAGUGCCACAUCCUCUUCAAACAGCAGAUCAGUGGGGGUGCCAGAAGUUAGACCUCCACUAAUCAGAUAUUAAUGACCUAUCCUGAGGUAAAAAUUACAUCAGUGUUCAUGUGAAUCAAUAGCUACGAUUGAUAUAAUUAUUUAUUGUAUUCCAGUUGAAGAGCAGGACAAUGGGGCUUGUUAAAGGGCAUCUGUCAGCAGUUUUGUACCUAUGAAACUGGCUGACCUGUUACAUGUGCACUUGGCAGCUGAAGGCAUCUGUGUUGGUCCCACGUUGAUAUGUGCCCACAUUACUGAGAA